UCUCCUUCCUUGCAAAAGAGCUCAGGACCUCAUAGCAAGACAAUGCUUUUUUAUGAGGACCAGGGAGAUGGCACAUCAACCAGGUUCUUAAAGCUGCAAUGGAUGCGUACCCAGCUUCCUCCAGGUCCAGUUCCCCUCCCCAUCAUCGGAAAUUUGUGGCUGCUGGACUUCAAACUUCGUCGAGAAACUCUCAUUAAGUUAACCAACAUCUAUGGAAAUAUCUACACACUGUGGAUGGGACAGACACCUCUGGUUGUACUAAACGGGUACAAAGCAGUAAAAGAUGGCAUCGUCACCCACGCAGAGGAAGUUUCUGGAAGACCUCUCACCCCAUUCUACAGGGAUAUGAUGGGUGAGAAAGGGAUUUUUCUGACAAGUGGACACACCUGGAAGCAACAGAGACGCUUUGGGAUGACAAUUAUAAGAAGCCUGACACUUGGUAAGAACAAACUGGAGCAUCAGAUUCAAGUAGAGGCCUGUCAUCUUGUGGACACCUUUGCAAGCACAAAAGGCAAACCUUUCGACCCCCACACUUUCAUUGUCCAUGCAAUCGCAAAUAUAAUUUGUGCUGUUGUUUUUGGUCACCGCUUCUCCAGCGACGAUGAAUCUUUCAGCAAACUUAUCAAAGCUGUUUAUUUUGUGAUCCACUUUCAAGCUACUAUCUGGGGCAGGAUGUAUGAUGCUUUCCCACGGCUUAUGCGCCGUCUCCCAGGACCCCAUCAGAAAGUGUUUGCAUACAAUGAGUUCAUGCACAAUUUAGUUAUGAAUGAGGUUCAGACUCAUGAGAGACAGAACUCAGGUGAUCCACAGGAUCUCAUUGACUUCUACCUAGCUCAGAUAACAAAAACCAAAGGUGACCCUACUUCUACAUUUAAUAAAGACAAUAUGGUUCAGACUGCGGUUGAUCUUCUGCUGGGAGGGACAGAAACAACAAGUACCACCCUUCUCUGGGCACUGCUCUAUAUGGUACAAUACCCAGAAAUACAAGAAAAUGUUCAAAGAGAGAUAGAGGCUGUUCUGGAACCCUCCCAUCUCAUCAGCUAUGAAGAUCGUAAAAAACUGCCAUAUACAAAUGCUGUGAUCCAUGAGGCUUUGAGGUUCAGCAAUGUUACUUCUGUUGGGGUCCCUCGACAAUGUGUGAAGAAUACAACUUUGCUGGGGUUUCACAUUAAAAAGGGCACACUUGUAUUGCCAAAUCUGCACUCUGUUGUGUAUGACUCUGAGCACUGGGCAACCCCUUGGAAGUUCAACCCUAAUCAUUUUCUUGAUUUGGAUGGCAACUUUGUGAACAAAGAGGCAUUCUUACCUUUCUCAGCAGGGCACCGUGUAUGUCUGGGGGAACAGAUGGCACGAGUUGAACUGUUCAUCUUCUUUACCAACCUGCUUCGGGCAUUCACAUUCCAGCUCCCUGAGGGAGUAAAGGAAAUCAGUUUGGAGUACAUUUUGGGUGCAAUACUGCAGCCACAUCCAUAUAAACUCUGUGCUAUUCCAUGCUAAUCUGUGACAUACUACAGCACAGAGGGACUUCAACAUAAUUGCAGAUAUUUUAAAAGCAUGUACAACAAUCUCAUAUACAAUCUCAACUGUAUUCAAAUGUAGGUAGCUCAAUAUAGCAAAUUAUUACAGAGAAUUUUUAGUUAGGAGGCCUGACCUCAUAUAGUUGAACUUUUGGAAAUUAAAGCAGAUGUACUUGCCAAAGCUCAUAUAAAUGUAUCUUAGGCACAUACAAGCACACAAUGUUACUCAAAAAUAUGUAUUUUCACACUCACGGUAGCAAUGAAUUAGAUGUAGGAUUUGAGAAGUGAUCUGUAUCAAGCAGAGUUUCCUCUUAAAUGGUACAACUGCUCUGAUAUGGCAAGGAUGCCUGAAUAAAAAAAAAAAAAAAAAAAUGCUGUUACUGCUCUGUGUUCACAGAAGGGCUUUUCUUACAUCCUUUUGCAGAAGGGAACAGAGCAUGCAGAGUAUGCACACCUAGUGUUGACUCCUUUUCCUUUCACACUCCCUUGAAGCACACAUGCAUAAAUGACUGCAGAAUGGGGCCUCUUAUAAUCAUAGUCCAUUUAAAAAUCCUUAUACCUUUUUUCUUUACUCUCUCAGUAUCUGUUUACUAUUCUACCACAAGUCAGAUCCAGAUGCUUUCAUGAACUUUUCCAUCUUCUGUUUAGAAACGCUAUUAUAUCCUCCAAUAACUUCCUAUUUGAAGAGAAAGAAACAGCCUUUCAAGAAAUGAAGAUGCCAACAUUUGUUAAAGCAGGCACAAUAAAAAUUUAUUACUCACAGUAUUUUCUUUUGUUGUCUCGUCAUCCACAGCAGACGUGGAAAGUUUUGACCACUUAAAAUUCAGCUGCAAGUAUCCUAGAUGCUUUGAAUUUUCAAAGUUCAACAGGAGCAAGCAUAAAUUAUGCCAACAUGUAGUUAAAAGCAGAAGUAGAAUAUUACAUAUUUCUCAGACAUAAAACUAAUGGAAGACUUUACUCUCCUCUCAAAUAUUUCCAAUUAUU
Messenger RNA from Athene cunicularia (burrowing owl), 2501 nucleotides. RefSeq names its product cytochrome P450 2J2-like. The transcript is spliced from 10 exons. Gene Ontology annotation, molecular function: iron ion binding; oxidoreductase activity, acting on paired donors, with incorporation or reduction of molecular oxygen, reduced flavin or flavoprotein as one donor, and incorporation of one atom of oxygen; heme binding. Gene Ontology annotation, cellular component: intracellular membrane-bounded organelle; cytoplasm. The coding region runs from base 43 to 1497 and encodes 484 amino acids. The record is from RefSeq and is a predicted model, not a curated record. Gene Ontology annotation, biological process: arachidonate metabolic process; xenobiotic metabolic process. Lineage: Eukaryota; Metazoa; Chordata; Aves; Strigiformes; Strigidae.